Molecule: messenger RNA, 1491 nt
Organism: Monoraphidium neglectum
Lineage: Eukaryota; Viridiplantae; Chlorophyta; Chlorophyceae; Sphaeropleales; Selenastraceae
Exons: 6
Coding region: 1-1491 (496 amino acids)
Source: RefSeq, a predicted model, not a curated record
AUGGUGACGGCGGGCCUUAUGGUGACGCCGGGGCAGCUGGUGGGGCGCCGACGUCUUUCACCCCACAUUGAGAUCGGCCCCACUUGCAUCGUGAAGGGCUUCACCAGCAACUUCUCCCUGUCAACCGCUGACGGCGCAAACGCCAAGUCAGCAUUCGGUUUCAAGAUCAGCAAGGCGUCAAAGUCCGCGGCCGCAAACGUCAGGCUCGUCCCCAACGCCAACACGGCAAAGGCGCUCGGCAGCACAAUUGUCUGCAUCAACCUGCCAGCCGUCUCCAGCCUUUGCAGCACGGUCGACAGGCUGUGCGGUGCGUCCGCGUGCAAAGUGAAUGUGACCACCUCUAAGUUCAAGCCGGCAGGCUUGGUGAAGCCCAAGUCGUUGCCGUGCUGCCUCAAGGGCGCGGUCAACAUCCUGCCAGGACUGCCGGCCACGCUGCAGCCGACAGUAACAGUGAACUUGACAUACACUGUGACCAACAACGGCACCGCCGCCUCACCCGCGGCCACCUUUGCAUUCUGGCUUGACAGACCCAUCACGCCCGCCUGCAACGACGUGACCGGCGCCACGGGUGCCUUGCGCCCGCUCGCUGCGGGCGAGUCGAGGGCCAAGUUCCUCGUCGUGACGUUGCCCGGCGCUCCCGGGCAGUACACGUUGCGGCUACUGCUGGACAGUGCGUGCAUCGUGAAUGAGAUCAGCGAGACCGACCACCUCGCCUCCCUGCCCUACCUCAUCUCCACCACCAUUGGACCGGUUGCCAACCUGGCACUCACGUCGCUCGCUCUGAGCACCAGCCCCUCAUCAGGCGCCUUCACGCCCGGCCAGCUUGUGAACUUGACCGUGGGCGUCUUGAACAACGGCACCGCCGCCUCAACAAGCAGCGUUUUAUCCGUCUUCACUGACAGUCCCGUGACGCCAACUUGCAGGGGGCUGGGCAGGGCCGUUGGCACGUCGGUGGACGUGCUGGCAGCCGGGUCGAGCGCCAACAUCACAGUUACUGUCCCAGGCCCCCUGUCAUUCGGCGCCAAGACCCUUCAGGUGGUCCUGGAUUCCGAAUGCACGGUGAUUGAGACCACCAGAGCGGACAACGUCGCCGGGGUCUCGUACACUGUUGCAGCACCCGACUUUGUUGCGAGCAACUUGCAGGUGAUCCCCCUGGGGGGUCCAGUGCUGCAGGUCGGCACUAUCUUCUCGGUCAACGCGACCAUCACAAACGUCGGCACCGCGGCGGGCGACCCCGGCUUGUUCGGCGCCUUCACCACCGUCUCCUCGCCUGCCGGGUGCGGCGACGCCCGGUUGAACAGCCCCCUUGGCAGCUACCCAUGGUCGGCUGGCUCGAUCCCCCCUGGCGCCAGCGUGACGGCCCAAUUCACUGGAUUCAGGGCUGAGGCCGUCCCCGGCAAAUAUGUGUUGUGGUUUGUGGUGAACUACCUGUGCCGGCCCCAGGAGCCCAACUUUGUCGACAACCAGCUGAACUUCACGUACACCAUUUAG